GAGCGUGGGGGUCGGGCUGCGCAAAUCUCUGAAGAUCGGCCCCACGGGAAAGGGAGUCAUCCACCUGUUGCCCGUCAUUGGAAAGGCGUGGUACGCACGCCGUGCGCACGCAAUGUGCCUCAAGGAUAUGACCAAUGCGUUCGGGAGUGCCGGCUGGGAGGCCCUCGAUAGAGUCAUGACCACCGCCGCCCAGGACCUGGCAUUGCGCAAGCAGAGGUACCGACAG
This is a messenger RNA of Prorocentrum cordatum, 226 nucleotides long. NCBI's taxonomy places the organism in Eukaryota, Dinophyceae, Prorocentrales, Prorocentraceae. The record is from the annotation of a GenBank genome assembly.